This is a messenger RNA of Eufriesea mexicana, 3024 nucleotides long. RefSeq names its product SH3 domain containing GRB2 like, endophilin-A (gene EndoA). The record is from RefSeq and is a predicted model, not a curated record. Gene Ontology annotation, cellular component: presynapse; cytoplasm; glutamatergic synapse. The transcript is spliced from 14 exons. Gene Ontology annotation, biological process: synaptic vesicle uncoating. NCBI's taxonomy places the organism in Eukaryota, Metazoa, Arthropoda, Insecta, Hymenoptera, Apidae. Gene Ontology annotation, molecular function: protein binding. The coding region runs from base 262 to 1521 and encodes 419 amino acids.
ACGUACGAGUCGGUGGUGCUCGUGGUGCUCGCGGUCCACGCGGAUCUCUAGACUCCGGCCCCUAGAGUUUUCACUUGCGUGUGCUUCGCACGAUCGCGAUCGUCGUUGGUAUUCCCACAGCGGUGGGCCAUCGGUGCGCUACAGCGCAGGCGAUUUCACGGUUUAACAAGGGUGCCAUAAGGACGUGCCGUUUCGACCUCUAGCUCUAGGCGUUCUCUUCGUUUCUGUCCAGAGGGAAGAAAUACCACCACCACCACCACCAUGGCGUUCGCGGGGUUGAAGAAACAGAUUAACAAAGCCAAUCAGUACAUGACAGAGAAGAUGGGCGGGGCGGAAGGAACCAAGCUCGACGUCGACUUUAUGGAUAUGGAGAGGAAAAUGGACGUCACGUACGAGCUGGUGGAGGAGCUACAAAUGAAAACGAAAGAGUUCCUCCAGCCAAAUCCAACGGCAAGGGCGAAGAUGGCGGCGGUCAAGGGCAUCAGCAAGCUCAGCGGUCAGGCAAAAGCCUCGACUUACCCACAGCCAGAAGGUGUACUCGGCGAUUGUAUGCUUUCUUAUGGAAAGAAAUUAGGGGAGGAUAGUAUUUUUGCUCAGGCUCUCAUUGAAAUGGGCGAGGCGAUGAAGCAGAUGGCGGACGUGAAAUAUUCUCUGGACGACAACAUUAAACAGAACUUCCUGGAGCCUCUGCACCAUUUGCAGACCAAAGACCUGAAAGAAGUGAUGCAUCACCGGAAAAAACUUCAGGGACGAAGGCUGGACUUCGAUUGCAAGCGAAGACGUCAAGCGAAAGCUACUGGAAAAAGAUCUGCCAGUCCUCAUUUCGGAAGUCCAGCGAAGACUUCGUCACCGUAUACCGGUUCUCACGUUUCAGACGACGAAAUUCGUCAAGCUGAGGAGAAAUUCGCUGAAAGUCUCCAUUUGGCCCAAGUGGGCAUGUUCAACCUUUUGGAGAACGAUGUAGAACAAGUGGCACAGUUGGCGACAUUCAGUGAAGCUCUUCUGGAGUACCAUCAGCAGUGUACCGACAUUCUGAGAACACUAACAGAAACACUCUUGGAGAAGAAAGACGAAGCGGCAAACAAACCAAAAAUGGAAUUUGUGCCGAAGACACUGGCUGAUUUACACGUUGAUGCAUUACCUACAUCGGAUGCUAUGAACGGUGGGAACUUCUCACUCCACGGGGCAAGUCGAGCCGGGUCUCCGAUUCAUGUGGACGGGAAGCGCUCGCAGCUCGAGCUAUUUCCAGCCGGAAACCCGCCACAAUCUGCCAAUGGGCAAGAAACUUCUCCCCUGCCAUCUCCGAGUAAAUCGCCAGCCAGGACUCCGAUGACAAGACAACCUUGCUGCACAGCUUUAUACGAUUUUGAGGCAGAAAAUCCUGGAGAACUUGGCUUCAAAGAGAACGAUACGAUCACUUUGACCAAGAAGAUCGACGAGAAUUGGUUCGAGGGUAGUUUGAACGGUCGCACGGGUUAUUUCCCAGUAACUUACGUGCAAGUCGUAGUGCCAUUACCUUAAGAAGACGCGGUGCGUCUCGAAACCAAAGACCCUGCAUUCGUUCACCAGCGUUUACCAUGAGAAUUAUCUUAUGCUCCGAUUAGCCUAAAAGUCUCUCUUUCAAGAUUACUCUCUAUUGAAAUCACUUACGUUGUGGUUCCCGCUUGUUCGAAACGGAUGGAUCCUCGAGUUUUACUCUAUUCACUUGUUUUAUUUCUUUCCUCUUGUCCCCAAGAAUAGCUCUAUACGCAUGUUAAUGUACAUAUAUAAUGUUAUAGUGUCUUUUAUCGACGUAAGGACCUUCGCGCGCGCAGAUACAUAUAUAUAUUACACACGACUUACAUUACUACGAUUAAGUAUGAACACAUGGAUACACAUACACGAAAUACACAUGUACACACACAUUAUACAUUGUGAAGUACCUACGAUGGCAGUCCACUGUCAAAGGCGGCUCUUUUCUCACUUUCUAACAUCAUUUCAUGUGUCAUCUGUGUAACAUCGUCCGUUAGUUUCUCACCAAAGUUUAAUUGCACAAAGACGUCAGAGCGCCAAGACUGCAUUGAAAUUUUUGAAGAAGGUUCGAAAUACUCUUUACCUCAAGUAUUUUUCAUUCAUUCGAUCGGCAAUCAUAUACUUAUUUCGUAUGUGAUUGACAUAAAAAAAUUGCAUCGUUUGUUAAGUAAAAAUAAUCAAUCUGCUCGAAAUCUAGUUUUUAUUUUUCGUUACUCAUUUAACUAUUCGAAACGUUCGAUACAGUGAUCGUUCAAUGCUCAUUUUCUCAUAUUGUACAUUCGCUUUGUUAUUUGUUUAUCAUGUUUUCAAGCGCACUAUUCCUAAUACAAAGGAGAGAGAGAGAGAUCUUCAUCAAAAUCAUGUCAUCCAUUUUGCGUUGGUCCGCACGGCGCAGCAAAAAGGAAAUCAUAUAACUCGUAUUAUUAAUAUGUAUUCGUACGUUGUAUAGUAAUUCGUUUCCAUUCCCUUGUCGUUUUUCGACGUUUAUCUCGUAUCGUUUAUUGUCCUUUUUAAUCAUUUAGAUAACACUGAAUAGAGAAUUAGGAUUUAGUUUAAGUGAUCUUCAAAAUGGCGGCGAACCUCUUCCACGAAGUCGUCGAUUAAUAAGGUAGAGAUGAUCCCAUUCGUGUUUUCCAUUGUGACUACUUCGUGUCGUUAAGGAGAGCAUUAACACAAAUACGAUUAACAAAUAUGUAUCUCCGUCAAUCAAUGCUCUUAGUUAAUUUAAUAAUCAUUAAUAUUUCAUCCCCUUUCGCGUUAACGUCAUUGUAGACUUUUAAUAUUUCUUUCUUUUAGGACUUUUAGAUUUUGUUAAGUGUAACUUCCUAAUGAAUGAACUCAAAUUGUUGUUAAAACGUGAAAUUUUCGAAGAAAAAUAGACUUCAAUCUAGAAAUCCAAGUACUUAUUAAUUGUCUUCGCGAUUAGGUAUUUUGAUUUCCACCCUUCCUGGACUUUGUAUGAGAGUUCAACCGCCAGAACAAUGAAAGUAAUUAAGGAACUUGGUUAUUUGU